This is a messenger RNA of Wyeomyia smithii (pitcher-plant mosquito), 1257 nucleotides long. RefSeq lists its product as uncharacterized. The record is from RefSeq and is a predicted model, not a curated record. The coding region runs from base 86 to 1000 and encodes 304 amino acids. Gene Ontology annotation, biological process: proteolysis. Lineage: Eukaryota; Metazoa; Arthropoda; Insecta; Diptera; Culicidae. Gene Ontology annotation, molecular function: serine-type endopeptidase activity. The transcript is spliced from 4 exons.
CCGAUCAUUCGGAGAGUCAGUCUCAGUUUGUAAUGGUUAGCAGUGUAGGCAAGGCAAUCGGAUUUCCCUGUGGUUCUUGGUCAUCAUGAUUCGCCUGUAUCGAUAUCUUUUUGUGUUUUGUGUCACCUUGUUAUCUGGUGUUGUUUGUGAAAACACCCAAAAUUUCGGUGUGAGGAAUGUAACUGCCAAUAAUCCAUCCAGGUAUCAUGCAUUGAGCUUGUUUAAUAACGACCAUUCCAGUAGGAAACGCAUCUCUGUCAGAAAAUGUCAGACGAACAAUUUCAUCUUUCCGGUAAAAAUAUUUUCUACCGAACAACCGUUCUUCUGUCCGGCGGUGUUCAUAAGCACAGAUUCGCUUCUCACUACGGGUCUGUGUUUGAAAAUGCUACAGUACAAAGAAGAACAUCCUUCUAGCCAUAUGUUUGUUAUCAUUGAUCGGGAAAAUGUCUUCUUCUACGAGCACAGUCGACGUUAUGUGAGCAAAGUUUUCUACCAUAUGAAAUUUGACGAUGAACCUGCUUAUUAUAACGUAGCCAUCGUGAAGCUCCGAAAUCCGGUAUACGACCGCGAUCCAUCCGGAAGAAGCCACGUGUCAUGUUUGUGGUCGGAAAAUCAUUUGAAAAAUUCGAACGCAGUGCUUAGCGAAUGGUUCGAACUCGAACCGGAACAGAAUCCAUCGUUCCGUUGGUUAGAUCUACCGAUUAUUUCCCAGGAAGAGUGUCGUAACGAACUGGACAAAAUGGAGCAUUCUCUGCCGGAGCUAAAUCGAGGUCUGCAAAACUUUCAAACGUGUGUACGUGACAGCGGAAAUAGUACCGUCAUACGAUUUUGCGAUACCAGAUCAUCCGGUCCGCUGCAGAUGUCAUUGGGUAAUACAGUUUAUGUAAUCGGUCUUCCUACGGUUCACAUCGAUGAUUGUGCCGUCAAUGUGGAAGUUUUCAACAAGAUAACGCAUUACCUUGACUGGAUCGAAUCGGUUGUGUGGCCUGGUCAGGAAUAAGCAGCAACAUGAAUGAGGAAUGAAUGAUGUUUCUCCGUUUAACGAGCGGCAUAAAAUAGCAAAGGAAUUUGAUUUCAGUUUUUUUAGCUGUUCACUGAAUGGUCGCAAGCGAAUCACCCUAAUCAUCAUAAAAUAUUCGUAAAAUCAGAUCAAUUUACGUCAAGCAUGUCAGUUUUCAAUGAUAAAUAGCGACCAAAAUGGAGGAGCCGAAGAAAAUUGACUCAUUUUUUCCAAAAAUAAAGGUGUUUUUGCUUUAA